Molecule: messenger RNA, 408 nt
Organism: Symbiodinium necroappetens
Lineage: Eukaryota; Dinophyceae; Suessiales; Symbiodiniaceae
Source: the annotation of a GenBank genome assembly
AUGUCCGCCGGCACCGCCGCGCUGGCGGUCUGGCUGGGGGCCGCUGCCCCCGUCGGCGCACAGACAAUCACCGCCCAGACAAUCAUCGCCCAGACACCAAGCGGCGAUCCCUCCGCCGGCGAGCGGGUCUUCCGGCAGUGCGCCGCCUGCCACACGGUCGAGCCCGACCGCCACCGGGCCGGGCCCUCGCUCUACGGCAUCUUCGGCCAGAGCGCCGGGGCGGUGGAGGGCUUUCGCUACUCCCGCGCCAUGCAGGAGGCCGAGAUCGUCUGGGACGAAGAGACCCUGACCGCCUAUCUGACCGAUCCGAACGGCUUCCUGCCCGGCACCACCAUGCGGAUCGCCUUGCGCAAUGCCGAGGAUGCGCCCGAUCUCAUCGCCUAUCUGCGAACACUGGGAGCCAAUUAG